Molecule: messenger RNA, 2882 nt
Organism: Fomitiporia mediterranea MF3/22
Lineage: Eukaryota; Fungi; Basidiomycota; Agaricomycetes; Hymenochaetales; Hymenochaetaceae
Product: Het-C-domain-containing protein
Exons: 13
Coding region: 78-2696 (872 amino acids)
Source: RefSeq, a predicted model, not a curated record
CCACCCAUCAUCUCAACCUACUUACAAUAAAAGCCCAAGAAAAAUCGCCAAGAACCACUCAGGCAUUCCACACAAUAAUGCCAUCCAAUCUCACAAUCCUCUUCCUCCUUGUCUUCGUCCUCGCAGUAUGCCUACCAGGGCACGGUGUAUACGCCUUCGGCGCGGGCAAUAUCCCCAGCUUCGCAUAUAUGGAGGGUCGUGCGUUUCGACACGGAGAUAUCGAAGACGUCCUAGCAGAAAUAGCAAAGAAAUCCGGUGCAGGUAUCAUGGGUGCCCUAGCUGGAAGAAGUAAGUUCGGUGGACUCGACAUCAAGCGGAUUUACUUCGGGAACUGGCUAAGGGAUUACUCUCAGGCGGUGGACAUUGCUGGGUUGAAGAAGCUGCCGUUGCAGACAAUAAUCAACCUCUGCAUGGCCCUCGGCUUCCUCGCACACGGCUAUGCAACCAACGAAUUCGAAGUAACCGAAGACCGCCUCGGUGUCUACCUCCCCACCGAACACAUCGACAACCCAAAAGGCUACGGCGAAGGUGAAGACGCUCGGAAAUACCACCCUAAACUCCGUGGACCCGUUGACCCACGUGAACUUGAAAUCGAUCCACACACGGGUAUGAAGAAUUACAUUGCGAACGAAAAUGGUUCGUGGGAUACGUCGAAGGCACUGGUCAGGCGUACGCUUGAGAGGUGUAUACAUCUUGGGAGACAGUAUCGGUCGAGUAGUCAGAAAGCGGACCUGUAUGAGUCGUAUCGGUUGCUUGGUCAAGCGAUGCAUACGCUUGAAGACUUCACGGCGCACUCCAACUUCUGUGAGCUCGUCCUCGUAUCGAUGGGACACAGGGACGUCUUCACGCAUGUCGGCGAUCGCGUGCGCAUACAAGCACCGAAUGGGAAAUACGUCGCUCCUCUUAUCACUGGCACGUUCGGAGGAAACGACUUCAUUCAUAGUUUACUAGGCGAAGCAACAGAUCACAUCAGCCAAGCCUCCGUCUCCGACCUCAACAAAGAACUCGAAAAAGCCAGCGCGCGUACACGCUCUGGUCCAGGCGGUAGCAACGAUGGCGGCGUCUCCGUCGGCCUCCUCAAAGACCUACUCGGUAAAGUUCCCUUCGGCGACGACUCCAGCUCAGGAGGAGAUAUGUCCCGCUCAGAGAUGAAUCGCGGGAUGGACGACAUCGAACGUAUUCGUGCUGGACCUGCUGCUGGUGGGAAACGCCCUGAGGAUAUGAGUCCGCAGGAGUUGCAUGCGGUUCUUUGGCGGGUUUUGACUUUUAGGGAUUCUAUCGUAAAGAAGAUCGAAAAGACAAUCGAAAAGAUACCCGGUCUCGGCCCACUUAUCGAGAAACUCAUGGACUCAAUCUCUGUAUUCAUAUUCACGACGCUUGAACCGUAUCUCAAGCCGAUAAUGAAGACCGCUACGACUGGGUUGAUGUCAGCUUCUGGCGAAGUCAUUGAUAGCCAUGAUCAAUACGAAGUUUUCAAUGACCCUAAUGCGUCCGAUCCUACACAUUCCUUCCUAAGUAAAGAUCACUUCAACUUAAUUCUGAACGAGCCAGCUGGUAAAAUUGCGAUGGUCAUCGUCGCGUACACCACCAAGCUCAUCGUAAAAGCAUGGGGCGACAACUCGGCGAACGUCCACCAGACUACCGAGGACAUUUUACAAUGCAUGUUCCACCCAGACUUCCACAAUCCGAACUCCCAAAUCCAACGCGAGAUGCUGCAAAAAAUGCGUGACUGGGUCCAAGGUCUAGGCCACAGCCAACACUCCGUCAUCUCCCGUCUCUCGAAAGAAAACGUCCGCGAGCACCGGAACAUUCGCGGGAAGGGCGAGGGCGGGGCGUCGAGUGCGGAGGGUGGAGCGGCCUAUAACGCAGGACAGAACGCGCAGCAUCAGAUUAGUGGAUACCUUAACGCCAUCCCAGGUGUUUCUCAAGCACAGUCGCUUUUGAAUCAAGUUAACCCGUCAAGGCCCGGUGGUAAUAAUCCGUACGGUCACGGAUUUAGAGAGGGGUCAAUGCCUGGACCUGGCUCUGGCCCCGGUACGGGAUUCCCUUCUGCACCUGGUCUGCAGUCUAGUUUCUCAGAACCGGUGCCGGCGUCUUCUACUGGAGAAGCAGCGGGGUACUAUUCUGGAGGAAGCGCAGGUCUAGGUGGACGACAUGAACACGGACAUAGUUAUUCAGGGAGCGAUCACCACGCCUCAUCGACCUAUCCAGGUCAAGGUCAAGGUCACCACGCGGCCUCGUACGCACCGCCACCCGGCCCGCCACCUAGUGGACCACCCGCUUUCCAUUCCUUUCCAGGUACUAGCACCGCCCCCGGUCCCGGACCAGGACGAGACGACUACGCCUCGUCGGGAUACGCACCCUCGUACAGCACCCCACCACCACCUCCGGCAGGUCAAACACAUUCAUCUUACGGCGGAGCCUCAUCCUACGGCGGCAGCGGUGGCGGAGGGAUGUCCUUCCCGGACCCAGACGCAGGCGGAGGGUUCUCGAUGCCCGGUUCUACUCCUGCUUUCCCUAGUGCACCAGGUGCUCCAGGCGUCCCGGGUGGUCCAGGUGGUCCGGGUGGACCUAUGGGGUUCCCUGACGCUAACGCGUACGCUCCGCCGCCUGGUGGAGGAGGUUAUUAUAGUGGACCACCUGGGGGUGGGUAUCCUCAUCAGCAUCAGCAUCAGCGUCCACCUGGUGGUUGGUGAUGAGGUCGGUAUUAGUAUUGGUAGGUCAAAGGUUGUCGGAAAUUUUCUUGUAGCCUUGUAGUUGUGUAAAGUAGUAGUCUAGUCGUGUUGGUGUGUUAUUGCCGUAGUUCUGUAAAAAGUAGUGUCAAGAUGAGCGAUGUACAAUAAUAACCUAUGUAGUUCAUUAUUCUGAUAGUCAACUUGGCG